Pseudonaja textilis is the source of this 1121-nucleotide messenger RNA. It is a transcript of the gene MRPL50, whose product is annotated as mitochondrial ribosomal protein L50. Gene Ontology annotation, cellular component: mitochondrion; mitochondrial large ribosomal subunit. The record is from RefSeq and is a predicted model, not a curated record. NCBI's taxonomy places the organism in Eukaryota, Metazoa, Chordata, Lepidosauria, Squamata, Elapidae.
GCGGGGCGGGUUUUUCUUUGCGUCUGCAAGAUGGCGGCUCCCAACGCGCUGCUGAAAGCGUGGAGUCACCGGCUGAGUUGCGGGGUUCCUGGACGCAGGAGUUUCUGGGGGGGGAAGAAGAAACAAGAUCAGUCAACAGCAGUAGAACCCGUGAAAGAAGUUUGCCCUGUGAUAGACGUUUGCCCUCCACCACGAAGUAAAAAAUACACUCCCCCUGAAUAUCUCCAGAAUCACCUAGAAUCUCGCGUGAGAGAGAUUUGGGGAUCCUCAGUUUCGAGUGACUGGCAGAGGACAUCACUAGCAGACAUCGGUUUAAAGUAUCAGCUAUUGGCACAAAUGGCAGCAGAUGUGGACCACACAGUCCCCAACAACCAGCUCCAUCAAAUGAAGAGUGUGGGAGACGUCUUGGAUUUCUACAGUACACCUGUAAAAGACAUUUCAAAGUUAGAUGAAUUGAGCAUGCAAGAGCUUCCAUCGAAUCUGAAGAUCAAUUGGGAGUAAGAGUCAAAGUACUGAUGUCAUUUGUCCUCGGUAAAACAGCAUCAGUAUAACAAGGAGAUAAAGCUUGGUUUUGUUUUCCCAAGUUUCCAAAUAAUGCUUCUUACCUCCCUGCAAAUAAUAUUAAUACAUUCAAGCAAAUAAUUCAUGCAUGCCUUUUUUUUUUUUGAGACAAAGAACUCGAGAGGGUGUUUUUUUUCCCCCAGGCUGUUCUUCAUCAGAGGAGACUGUGAAUAUCAAAAUGAGUCACCAGAAAAUAUUUGAGAUUUGGUUUUCCUCUUCUUCCUUUUACCCUCAUUUAUCCUGUAUUUGUUAAUCAAGAAAAGUUCUUACGUUGAUCAUAAAUAAACUGGGGUUGAGGCAGCAAUUAAUUUAGUCUAUUAAACAUUGGAGACCUCUCUCUCAGAUAGCAAACCUGUUAAUUGAAUAGGAAGGAUAUAUUCAUCAUCUUAAUAUAAGACAACUCUGAAUCCUGUUUUUUUUUUAAUCUACAUCAAUGAAUUUUGUUUGCUGUAUUCAGUAUAAAAGUAACAAGAUAAUAAAGAGGACAGAUUUCCUGUUAGGACAUAAAAAUAGUGGGAAUCUCAUGUAAAAAAUUAAAGUUCUCUAUUACAAGAGAAUAU